AGCCAAACUAAGAUGUUUGCCAAGCUUCGCAAGGUAUAUCCUAAUAGAGCGGAGGUCAGUCCUUCGACUGAUCCUCACUACUCAACGGACUUAAACAUAGCGGAAAGGGACUCAAAUGUCAAGAAAUUACGAGCCCAGUAUAUCCUAGGACGAAUGCAGCAGCUGCUGCUCUGCCUGACCAUUUUCCUCUUCUUUCCCAUGGUGAUCUUCAGCGGCUUUAAGUUCUUGGUUAUGGAACCGCUUUACGGGAACAGUGAUACCAAUGUGGCAGUUGGAUCUGGCGUGGCUACAGUGAUAGUGAUGCAUGUCCUGAUCACAGGAUAUAUAUUACACCGAAUCUUCAUACAGGAGUUUUCGCGCAUGGAUCAGUUGGAGGUUUGGUCGGAGUGGGAGGUUGAAGUGCCACCACAAAUCCAGAUACAUGGCCCUGUGUUUAUUGUCCUACUGCUGAUGUCCUAUUGCUUCCUGAUCAUAGUCUUCCCCAUAGCCACCUUCUUUGCUUUGAAGUUUGUGGUACUGAAGAGUUUCGAACACAUUGAUGCGGACAUCAUUUCGGCCAUCUGCACAGUCGUUGCCGUUCAUGCAGCUGUUGGCUACUAUAUUUACAGGGCUAUCUACUCAAAAACAGCCACGGCUAAGAACAGUCGCGAUGGAGGAAAGUUGUCCCUCUAAUUAUCUUCUACUCAAUUAUUUAACAUACCAAUGAAAUCUCAAUACUUUCUUAUCCAACAAUGAUUCUAUUUUUAUCCAAACACUUCCUCCAUUCAUCAUCAUCAAUCCGAGAAAUGUAUUUACCCCUCAGCUUCCGUGGAAAUGUUUUCGCCAAUGCAAAGGAAAAAGAAAAACACUUCCCACAC
This is a messenger RNA of Drosophila eugracilis, 857 nucleotides long. RefSeq lists its product as uncharacterized. Gene Ontology annotation, cellular component: endoplasmic reticulum membrane. Lineage: Eukaryota; Metazoa; Arthropoda; Insecta; Diptera; Drosophilidae. The transcript has 2 exons. Gene Ontology annotation, biological process: vacuolar proton-transporting V-type ATPase complex assembly. The record is from RefSeq and is a predicted model, not a curated record. Bases 13 to 672 code for a protein of 219 amino acids.